CUUACGUGGCAAAGCCUAUAACCAAUUUGACUAGGACACGUGUUAAUUCAAACCCAGGCGUUCUAGGUUUCUGAUAUUUUUUUAUUUUAAAACCCAGAUUCUCACCGGCGAUCUAUCUUUGCCGCAUUGGGUUCGUGAACAAUGGUGGAGAAAUCAGUAAAGUUAUUGGCUAGAAACCUAAAAGUAUAUGGCAACAAAGGAGUUUUUCCUUCUCGACAGUCUAAAGGUGAUCUUGCAGAGGACUUAUCUGAUAUCAGUGAUGCUGAGUCUCUAUAAACCACAACAAUUGUUCCUGGAUUGUGGCGAACCAGCAUUUUUCUUAACAUGUAAGUCCAUCACGCGUUUGGUUGCUGAGAAUCUAAGUAAUAAUAAGGAAUUCAUUCUGAAGAAGAGAGCAUGGGAAUUGAUGAACCCUGAAUACCAGAAGGGAAAAUAUAGGAAAGUCACCACUAGGAAAAAGAAGGAUCCUGCUAAUAAGAUUGCUCCUAGUAAGAAAACUUCUGCAACCAAAACCGAAAGCAAUGCAGAAACUGAAAAUAAAAAGAGACCGAGUUUGGAAAUCAAUUACAAUGUCUUGGAUAAGCUAUUUGAUCCUGAGAACUCUCCCAAGAGGGCAAAGCUAGAUAAACCAGUUGUUGUUGGUGACCAAAUAGAAUAUUCAAAGCAAAACAGUGAAGAAAGCCUUUUGAAAUCUCAGUAUUCUGAAGAAGAAGAAGAAGAAGCAGAAGAACCAGACUGGAAUGAGGAUUACAGUAAUGAAGAUGCGUAUAGAGGAAACGAAGAAUGCUACGGCAAUGAGAAUCUUGAAUUUGAAGAUCUAGAUGACGAUGAAGAAGAUGAUGAAGGGGUAAUUUGGUGAUCACAUCUUACAUUGUGAAGUGAUCUCAACAUGUUUUAUUUUACUCAGAAAAACGAAUGUAUUUGUUUCUUCUUCAAAAUUUUGACAUUACUAUAUAGUGAUCUCUACAUGUCUGGUUUAAAAUUCAUCAUCUUCCUAUCUAAUAUAUGAAAGUAACCACA
Arabidopsis thaliana (thale cress) is the source of this 1020-nucleotide messenger RNA. Its product is annotated as zinc ion binding / transcription regulator. The transcript is spliced from 8 exons. Lineage: Eukaryota; Viridiplantae; Streptophyta; Magnoliopsida; Brassicales; Brassicaceae. The record is from RefSeq and is marked reviewed. Bases 188 to 859 code for a protein of 223 amino acids.